Entrophospora candida is the source of this 171-nucleotide messenger RNA. The record is from the annotation of a GenBank genome assembly. NCBI's taxonomy places the organism in Eukaryota, Fungi, Glomeromycota, Glomeromycetes, Entrophosporales, Entrophosporaceae.
AUGCCACGUAACAACAAGAAGAACGGACGCCCAUCAACAACUGGCACUCCUUCUCACACUCUAGCUGCCAGUCCCACUUCAACAUCUCAACAGCUGCUCCCACUUCAACUGUCAACAGCAGCUCACACCCUCAUUCCCACUCCCAAUUUUAGUGGAAGUGAUUAUUUUCCA